Messenger RNA from Scleropages formosus (Asian bonytongue), 1423 nucleotides. It is a transcript of the gene atp6v0cb, whose product is annotated as ATPase H+ transporting V0 subunit cb. Bases 228 to 689 code for a protein of 153 amino acids. NCBI's taxonomy places the organism in Eukaryota, Metazoa, Chordata, Actinopteri, Osteoglossiformes, Osteoglossidae. The transcript is spliced from 3 exons. Gene Ontology annotation, cellular component: proton-transporting V-type ATPase, V0 domain. The record is from RefSeq and is a predicted model, not a curated record. Gene Ontology annotation, biological process: proton transmembrane transport. Gene Ontology annotation, molecular function: proton-transporting ATPase activity, rotational mechanism.
UUGUGCUUCCUAGGGCCGGUAUUUAUCACAGUAAGGACUUCGUGACUCGUUCACUUCGGCACAGCUGGCUGAGCUGUCGCUCACUCGUUUAGUUAGCCAGUACUCUUAGCUAGUGACUUCCUUGUAAUUUGUGCUUUGAGGCUCCAGUAGCUUUGUGAUUGAAGGCACGCUGUUUCGGGCUGUUUUUUUAAAAGCCUUUUUUUCCCCCCUUGCGUGUGUGAGGCAGGAUGUCGUCCGAGAACCCCGCGUACUCUCCCUUCUUCGCCGUGAUGGGCGCCUCUGCGGCCAUGGUUUUCAGCGCCUUGGGAGCAGCAUAUGGCACGGCCAAGAGUGGCACCGGCAUCGCUGCCAUGUCUGUCAUGAGGCCAGAGCUGAUCAUGAAGUCCAUCAUCCCUGUGGUUAUGGCGGGUAUUAUAGCCAUCUACGGCCUGGUGGUAGCAGUGCUGAUUGCCAAUAACAUUUCAGAGCAGGUCACCCUUUACAAGAGCUUCCUGCAUCUCGGUGCUGGCCUGAGUGUGGGCCUUAGUGGCCUGGCUGCAGGCUUUGCCAUUGGCAUCGUGGGAGAUGCCGGCGUGAGGGGCACAGCGCAGCAGCCCAGGCUAUUCGUGGGCAUGAUCCUCAUCCUGAUCUUUGCUGAAGUCUUGGGGCUGUAUGGUCUCAUUGUGGCCCUCAUCCUCUCCACAAAAUAAGUGGAGAGCAUCCAGUGCAGUGCUGCUGAGCAGGGGGAGGGAACAAAAAAGGAAAAGUGAUAAUACAAUAGCUCCAUAACUAUGAUCUUAUCUCCACAAUGUGUACAGUUGUCUCAGUUUGGUAGUCAACCUCUUGUAAAUGUGUACCCUAGUGAUUUGUCUGUGUGUAUUUAGAAAUGCAUCUUUUCCUUACAUUUGUUUUUCAGGUUGGCCUCAGUCAUUUGUUUUCCUCUUGUAUUAAAGAACUGACUAUGACUGGCCUUUGCUCUUUUUUUUGGUUGUCAUUUUCUUGGGACAGUUACAAUUUCCACAUUGAUGUUGAGGAUCUAUAUCUGUAAAAAAAAUAUAUAUAUAAAUGGAAUAGUUUUGUUUUUGUUUCCACAGAUUUUAUUUAUAAAGUUUGAAAUGUUGAUAAAACUGUUUGAAAUGGAGCAAAUUCUUUAUUGGAUUCCCCAUCAUAUAUGUAUAUUAUAAAUAUAUCUAUGUAUAGGUAGAUUUAUUGCACUGUGGCUAGUUGUGAUUGGAAUUCCUUUGGAUGUAACUGGUUAAGAGACUGCCUUUGGUGUCCAGACUUUGGAGCGGGACUUGUAUGUUUUAAAUAUAAUGCUGACGUUAUUGAAACACUUGUAACGUGUUUUCCUGUAGUACAGUUGUCUGAUUGCAGUAAGUAUGUGCCCAGCGUGGGUUUCACACAUCUUAUUUCCAAAUAAACUUCCUCAACGUAUUCACACUUA